AUACUUAAUAUUUCCAUGUUAACUACAGAAGGAACAACAAUAGGCAGUCUUUGGAACGGUCAGAUUUUACAGCAGAAAAAAAUAACUGAAUUGAGAUAUUGGGUAGUAAUGGCUUUGCAAUACCAUCUAAACCCUCCGAUGCAGAGUACGAUGGGUGGAGCUAACCUCCAUACUCCACAGUCUGUAUUCCAACAUAUGAUGGGUCAGCAAAACUCGCCGCAACAAGGCGGACCUUGGCUGCAAAUGCCACAGGUCCCAGCGUUGUCUAUGCCAUGGAGCGUUCCAGCUUUGCAGCAACCUGAUUUGAUCAGGUUUACUGGUGAAAGAAGCCAGCCUGCCUAUGACACAAUGUCGCUGCAUCAAAAAAGAAAGUUGAGCACACCAGAUAUCACAGAUACUCGGCAAAUUAAGCAAUUUAUUACCGAAGAAAAGAUGGCCUCACACUUUCAAGGUUUGCACAUCAGUUCCAACUAUCAAGCUCAAAAUUCACCUCCUUCGACAUCGACAGCUCACUCGCCACAGCGUGUGUGUAAUAAUUUAGAAUAUAUGAACUCGAAUAUGGAAAGUGCUGAGGGCAUAAACUUAGAUCAAAAUGACUGCAGAAAGCCUAGACUGGUCAUAUCUGAGGAAGUCAGACGGCUACAAGAAGAACCCCUAAUUCCUACCUCUCUGUUAUCCAAACUGAUUUGGAAGAAUAAAUGUUUCGUUUCCAAAAAGUGGGGUGAAAGUUCCUUUUACGGAUGCCAUUAUAAGUUUGAACUUAUCUCCAUUAUUAAUGCGUCAAGGGGUUACCCUACUGACAUGGAUAUAUCAACAGGCUAAUUUUCAGGAAUUAAUUUCGGAAAAACUGCUGAUGCUAUAUUAAUAAUUUUUUGAUAUAAACUCAUGUACACAUUAAUCGGUUCACUAGUAAGCACUCAUAUAUCUGCAAAAACAAAGUGCCACAACUGGUAAGGACUUAUCUAUGAGAUCCGUGAAUAUCUCUGUUAGUUUCGAACGUAUUUACAUCAAAUUUGAUAUGCCUAUGUUUUUUGGGGCGCUGAUUACGAAUUUCAACUCGAAAUUCGAAAAUUUAAAAUGGCGGAUCUAAUAUGGUGACAUCGACUGAGUAACGGUAUUCCACUGUGAUUGUCACCUCCGUUAUUAGCUGUUGAUAAAUAUGACUACAACCCCAGAGUGUGCCACGGGAAAGCUGCGGUAGGAUUUCACACCUGCUUCACAGGCCUUCCCGCGGCACAGUCUGGGGUGGUGGUCAUAUUUAUCAACAGUUAAUAACGGAGGGGACAGUCGUUGAAUACCGUUAGUCAGUCGAUGCCACCAUAUUGGAUUCGCCAUAUUGAAUUUUCAAAUUUCGAUUUCAGAUUCGUAAUCAGCGAUCCAAAAAACUGCUUAUUGUGAAGGUUUUCUGUUGAAUACAAAAUUAUUUGCUCCUACCAGUUUUGGCACGAAACGUUGAUUUGGGAUCCAUCAGUGAACCGGUUAAGGAGUGUGUUCAAAAAAUUUGAUCAAAAAAAAAAAAAAAUUUUAUUAUUAUAACAAUUUGAUAGAGAUAUGUCUUCGCGCCUUUCAAUAGUUUUUGUGCAGGGUUAAUUAUUGUACAUGACAUCACAAGUAUCGGUGGUCUGACACAAAAAUAAAAAUAUAGUCAUUGACUACGUUGUAUUGGCUACCGACCGACAGAGCGUUUUUCUUUUUUCCUCUUUGGUGAAAUGAAAAAAAUUUCCGAUUUUACGACGUUUUCAGCUCAAGAAUAUGUUGUAUUUUGAUUACAUGGUGGCCACUUGUCAGGGAAAACCUGGUAAUCUGGAAAGAGUCAGGGAAUUCUUGAAUUGGUCAGGGAAGUCAGGGAAAACUCAGGGAAUCUUUCAUUUGGUCAAGGAAAAUGUACGGUGGUCCGGCACAGCGAGAAAAAACUAGGCUUCCACGAUAAAUCGAAGUUCGAAAAAAUUGCAUGCUAGAAAUUCGUAGUUAAUAAAAAUCGUGUCGAGAAAUGAAGUACUUUUCGGUCCAAAAAUUUCAGAUUGCAUACGAGACAUUUUUAUAAAUUCCAUAGAACGAACAUUGCCUCCCGGUCAUAUUUCUUCGAUUAGCGCUGAGCACCCAAAAAGAUAUAUUAAAUAGAGUGGACAAGAUGCAGGUGUUAGCAUAAGUCGAAAGGAUGUCUACGCAAUAAGUACGUUUCUGUAUGGAUCUAAAUAUUAAAUUAAAAUUUUCCUUCAACAAGUUGUAAAAUAUUCGCUGUAAGCAUCUACGUCACAAAAUAAUUUUAAAAAAAGUAUUGUUAUGCUUAAUGUGUAUAAAUUAAUUUUUAUCACCAUUAAAUAGAUUAUGACCAUAUUUUUGAAUACCGAUCAAUUUGUACCUUCACUAAAUAGUUACUGUUAUUGGCACUAUUACUUAGCAUUUUAGUCAGGGAAAGAACGUGAAUUUGGUCAUAAAAGUCAAGGAAAAGGCAGGGAAUUUUUUUGACUGUUUAUAGUAGCCACCAUUUAUUAAUAAGUAUUGCACAAAAAAUGAGAACGAUAUAAUCAGUCGUCAGCCGGAAAUCACUAUUUCUUUGAACAUGUGUACCAAAUUUUAAGUCGAUUCAUUCACAGAUCGAGAUAUCGUGUACAUCGUUUUGAAAAAUAUAGUUUCGAGAAAAAAGUAUUCGAAAUCUUUUGGAGUGGAAAAAUUUAAUUUACAUAUCUUACCGUUUAUCUACCAUUCCUGUCUCGUAUUAUAUAUAAAUCUUGACCUCGGAAACUACUUUUUAGAGAGGAAAAAAUAAAUAUUUUCACGUUGAUAAUUUCGCAGUAGGGUAGCCCCUUGACACUUCUUGGGUGUAGUAACUUGAAUAUUAGUAA
Messenger RNA from Neodiprion virginianus, 2846 nucleotides. Its product is annotated as myb-like protein I. The transcript has 4 exons. The coding region runs from base 16 to 822 and encodes 268 amino acids. The record is from RefSeq and is a predicted model, not a curated record. NCBI's taxonomy places the organism in Eukaryota, Metazoa, Arthropoda, Insecta, Hymenoptera, Diprionidae.